This is a messenger RNA of Xyrauchen texanus (razorback sucker), 2180 nucleotides long. It is a transcript of the gene odad1, whose product is annotated as outer dynein arm docking complex subunit 1. The transcript has 15 exons. Gene Ontology annotation, cellular component: axoneme. The record is from RefSeq and is a predicted model, not a curated record. NCBI's taxonomy places the organism in Eukaryota, Metazoa, Chordata, Actinopteri, Cypriniformes, Catostomidae. The coding region runs from base 5 to 1810 and encodes 601 amino acids. Gene Ontology annotation, biological process: outer dynein arm assembly; cilium movement.
UCAGAUGAGUUCGUCUCAGUUAAUAUUCAAUUCUUUAACAUUUAUUCUCCAAAACUCACCACGUUUAUUGCAGCUAAGCUAUCUCUCUCAUCAGAUUGAUCAGACAGCCCUACACAUAAACCUGCUGUCAUUGCUCCGGUUUGAAAAGUUUCCCCAGGGUUCAGUUACUGUGGUGUUUAUCGUCAUUAUGGCUCGAGGAAGAUCAGCGGUCAGCAUCCUCUCUGACAGCAUUGACAUGGACUUUGAUGGAAUUGCCGAGGCAGAGAUAGGAAAGCUUCAGCGACAGUUUCGUAUCACAGAAGGAGAUCGACAGGCCUACAGCAUCCAGUCACAAGAAAUUAUCCGCAAACAGCGGCAGGAGAUUUCCAAGCUGCGUGAGGAGCAGGAGGAGUUGUUGAAAUCUCUGCGUGUUGUGGAGUGCCAGACGCGUAAACAGAGCGACAGUCAGGACACCCAGAGUCUGCGAUCGCUCCUGGACCAGCGAGACGGUCUAGAUGAGCAACUGGAGAUAGAGAGACAGACCCUAGCAGAGCUGGAACAAGAGAUCCUGAGUGUGGAGAAAAAGUUGGUGGAGCUCAGGAGAGGAGCGAUCACAGCUUCUCACAGCCAUAAGUCUCAGACCCCUCACACUCAGAAAGCCACACGCACACUGGAAAAUAAACUGGACCGGGCUCUUGUUCAUUUUAACGAACAGCUGACUAAGAACAGCCAGAUCAGAGAUGAAAUUGAGACACUUCGCAUGGAGCGCGUGCAAUUCCAGCAGCUACGUCGCAAGCUGGAGAAGAUGCUGCAGGAUAUUCGCAAGGAUAUUGGUGAAGUUAUCAACAUGUCAACCUCAGCUUAUGAUGCAAGAGUGGAGGCUCAGACUAAAAUGAGCAUGAUGAAGGAAAAAGCAGUGAAGGAUCUUACUCAGUACACAGCUGAAAUGAAGGAGCUGGAGAGAGUCCUCGCCAAUGAACGCAGACUCAAAGAGUUCAUGACCACCAAGAGUAAUGAGAGAAGCAUCCAAGAAGAUGAAAUGAAUCGCAGACAUGAGAUGGAGGAGCAAAGGAAGGCAGAUCCUGGUUUGGAGACUAUGGACACUUUGGAGGAGGUGUUUCAACGAAUCCAGAAAGUGACUGGAGAAGAUGAUUUAGAGACGUUGGUUACAAAGUUCAUUCAGGCUGAGGACAGAAAUUUUGCUCUCUUCAACUAUGUGAAUGAACAGAAUUCUGAAGCUGAGAAACUGAGAGAAGAUAUCCAUCAGAUUGGAGAAGAGAUGAAGCAGUUUCAUAUGGAAGGUCUUCAGCAGGAACAGAAACAUCAGGAGGAUUUGAAACAUGUUAAGAAUCUACAGAAAGAGUGUGAAAAACAAGCUCAACAGUAUAAAGCCCAGGCUGAUGACAUUAGCAAGAUCCUUGACCAGAUAAAAACAGGGAUGGACAGUUUGUUUGAUAAGCUUGAAUGUGACCGAGUGCUGGAGGAUGACCUGGGCUCUACGUCUGGCAUCAGAGACAGUGACAUCAUGAAAUAUCUGAGCCUGGUGGAACCGAGAACCACUGAACUGCUCACCAUUCAUGCUUUCAUCAACUCCAAGGACCAGGAGAAGAGUUACGACCCGAAAGAUUUGACUCAGUUCCUGCUGGGUCAGACCCCAGACAUCCAGAGACAGACAGCUAUGAUUCAGCCUCUAGUUUCCAGGGAUGAUGAUGAAGCUGAGGAUUCUCCAGUCACAGAUGAGGAAGAUCGACCUUUGAGCGAAGCAGAACUCCGUCGGCACAUUAGGCAAGGUGUCUUCAGUGAUCUCCUUACAGGAGGGGCAGAGAUGUGAAAACCCCAAAAAGCAGCACCAUGUCCAGUAGCAGACAGCACUCACUGGAUGCUCAAGAUAUGCUCUUUCCUUCUAAUAUAAAGAGAUAAUAAGUUGUAUAUGAUAUUUAAAAAAGUGCAAUAUGAUUUUCAGCUCAACGCAAAUAUCUUGUUUUAUUCUUUACCUAGUUUUUCUACCUCAAUCUUUCAUCAAUUCUUGUUUUGAAAGUCCUAACGUUCAUUAAAUACAGAUGUUAUAUCCACAACAAACAGAAGGGGGCAGCAUGUAUCUAUGUUAGCAACUGCAUCAGUUCAAUCUUUUUUUUCUUUUUUAAAUAACCAGUCAAGCGUUCUCUUGCUUUUGUUUCUGUUUAAGAUCUGAAUUAAACUCU